Molecule: messenger RNA, 10122 nt
Organism: Chelonoidis abingdonii (Abingdon island giant tortoise)
Lineage: Eukaryota; Metazoa; Chordata; Testudines; Testudinidae
Source: RefSeq, a predicted model, not a curated record
CGCAGCAGGCAGAAGCAGGCGGAGAACGGAGCCGGGAAGAGAGCGGCUGGGGGAGCCGGCUGCCCCUGGCUGCUGGAUCUCCGCACUCCCGCCGACUCUCCCCCACUUGCCGGCGCUGGACUGUGAGAGCCACGCACCAGCGCCAGAUAGCAACGACCCGCGGGCUCCUGCUGCUUGGCUUGGAUUAAAUUGGCCGCCCCGGAGUCCAGCGAGAGGAGGUGGCGGCGGCGGAGGAAAGCGCUGGUGGUGGCGGGCGGGCAGGCGGCGGCGGUGGCUGCUGCUGGGACUGGGGGAGCCAGCAUGACCAGGCUCUGAAAAUACUUCAUCAGAAAUUUCAGACUGCACAGACUCAUAGUGGCUUCUGAGCCAGUGAGACCGAGGCUGCCAAAGCAUGCUGGUGCCAAGCUGUCGGAUGAUGCACAUAGCCAGGCCAGUGGUGGUGCUCCUGUGCUUUCUGCUUUCUGCUGAUGCUGAAACACCGCCAAAGUUUACAAGAACUCCCGUUGAUCAGACAGGGGUCUCUGGAGGAGUCGCAUCAUUCAUCUGCCAAGCUACAGGAGACCCAAGACCUAAAAUUGUCUGGAAUAAAAAGGGAAAGAAAGUCAGCAAUCAGAGAUUUGAGGUAAUAGAAUUUGAUGAUGGAUCUGGAUCAGUUCUCAGAAUACAGCCUCUGCGGACUCCACGAGAUGAAGCUAUUUAUGAAUGUGUUGCUUCCAAUAGUGUUGGAGAAAUAAGUGUGUCCACGAGACUCACUGUUUUACGUGAGGAUCAAAUUCCUCGUGGUUUUCCCACCAUUGAUAUGGGUCCCCAGUUGAAGGUGGUCGAACGCACUCGCACAGCCACUAUGUUAUGCGCAGCCAGCGGCAAUCCUGAUCCUGAAAUAACUUGGUUCAAAGAUUUCUUACCUGUUGACACAAGCAACAACAAUGGACGUAUCAAACAAUUACGAUCAGAAUCUAUUGGUGGUACACCAAUACGAGGUGCCCUCCAAAUUGAACUGAGCGAAGAAUCUGACCAAGGCAAAUAUGAGUGUGUUGCAACCAACAGUGCGGGUACACGCUAUUCUGCCCCUGCCAAUCUAUAUGUCAGAGAGCUGCGAGAAGUUCGCCGGGUCCCACCAAGGUUCUCUAUCCCACCUACCAAUCAUGAGAUCAUGCCGGGAGGGAGUGUUAACAUCACCUGUGUUGCCGUGGGGUCACCAAUGCCAUAUGUGAAAUGGAUGCUGGGAGCUGAAGAUCUGACACCCGAAGAUGAUAUGCCAAUAGGGAGGAAUGUCCUUGAGCUUAAUGAUGUCAGGCAGUCUGCAAACUACACUUGUGUUGCUAUGUCCACCCUUGGUGUUAUAGAAGCAAUAGCACAGAUAACUGUCAAAGCCUUACCCAAACCUCCAGGAACUCCUGUGGUGACGGAAAGCACAGCAACAAGCAUAACGUUGACCUGGGAUUCUGGGAACCCUGAGCCAGUCUCUUACUACAUAAUCCAACAUAAACCUAAAAACUCUGAGGAACUGUAUAAAGAAAUUGAUGGGGUGGCUACAACACGCUACAGUGUUGCAGGUCUAAGCCCAUAUUCAGAAUAUGAAUUCAGGGUAGUUGCUGUAAAUAAUAUUGGACGGGGCCCACCCAGUGAGCCAGUAUCAACAAGGACCUCAGAACAAGCACCAUCUAGUGCACCUCGUAGUGUACAGGCUCGUAUGUUGAGCUCAACUACAAUUUUGGUACAAUGGGAAGAACCUGAGGAACCAAAUGGCCAGAUUCAAGGAUAUAGAGUUUAUUACACCAUGGAUCCCACCCAACAUGUCAACAGCUGGAUGAAACACAAUGUGGCUGACAGCCAUAUCACCACUAUUGGAAAUUUGGUACCACAGAAAACAUAUUCUGUGAAGGUUCUUGCUUUUACUUCUGUCGGGGAUGGACCCCUGUCUACUGACAUUCAAGUCAUCACUCAGACAGGAGUCCCAGGGCAACCGCUGAACUUCAAAGCAGAACCUGAAUCUGAAACAAGCAUAUUACUUUCUUGGACCCCUCCCCGCUCUGACACCAUUUCCAGCUAUGAACUGGUUUACAAAGAUGGGGACCAGGGUGAAGAGCAACGUGUUUCUAUUGAGCCGACUACAUCUUACCGCCUGCAAAGCCUGAAGCCAAACAGCUUGUACUACUUCCGUCUGGCUGCCCGCUCUCCACAAGGCCUGGGUGCUUCAACUGCAGAAAUCUCAGCAAGAACCAUGCAGUCAAAGCCAUCAGCUCCUCCUCAAGACAUUAGUUGCACCAGCCCCAGCUCCACUAGCAUUUUGGUAAGUUGGCAACCUCCACCGGUGGAAAAACAGAAUGGCAUUAUCACAGAAUAUUCAAUCAAGUACAUUGGGAUUGAUGGGGAAGAUGACAAGCCCCAUGAAAUUUUGGGAAUUGCUUCGGACACUACUCAGUACCUUUUGGAACAGUUGGAAAAAUGGACUGAAUACCGGAUCUCUGUGACUGCCCACACUGAUGUCGGACCUGGCCCAGAGAGCUUAGCAGUAUUGAUUCGGACAGAUGAAGAUGUUCCUAGUGGUCCUCCUCGCAAAGUCGAGGUAGAGGCUGUCAACUCUACCUCUGUUAAAGUGUCAUGGCGCUCGCCUGUACCCAAUAAGCAGCAUGGUCAGAUCCGAGGAUACCAGGUUCAUUACGUGAGGAUGGAAAAUGGAGAGCCAAAGGGUCAACCCAUGCUGAAGGAUAUCAUGCUGGCUGAUGCACAGUGGGAAUAUGAUGAUACUGCUGAACAUGAAAUGAUCAUUUCUGGACUACAGCCUGAAACUACAUACUCCCUCACUGUGACAGCCUACACAACAAAAGGAGAUGGAGCACGUAGCAAGCCCAAACUAGUGUCUACCACUGGUGCAGUUCCAGGAAAACCUCGGCUUGUGAUUAGCCACACACAGAUGAACACGGCUCUUAUUCAGUGGCACCCUCCUGUCGAUACCUUUGGCCCCCUGCAGGGUUACCGCCUGAAGUUUGGCCGCAAAGACUUGGAUAUGUUUACAACGCUGGAGUUCUCAGAGAAAGAAGACCACUUCACAGCCACAGACAUUCACAAAGGAGCUUCUUAUCUCUUCAGGCUUUCAGCUAGAAAUAAAGUGGGCUAUGGGGAGGAGAUGGUAAAAGAGAUUUCUAUUCCAGAAGAGGUACCCAAUGGAUUCCCUCAGAACCUCCAUUCAGAAAGCUCCACCUCUACGUCGGUCCAAUUAACUUGGCAGCCACCAGUCUUAGCAGAGCGAAAUGGCAUUAUCACCAAAUACACCCUGCUGUACAGAGAUAUAAAUGUUGCACACUACCCAGUUGAGCUCCCCAUUGUUCCUGCUGAUACCACUAUGACACUUUCUGGCUUAAAACCAGAUACUACAUAUGAUGUAAAAGUACGUGCCCACACAAGCAAAGGGCCCGGUCCAUAUAGUCCAAGUGUCCAGUUCAGGACACUGCCCGUGGAUCAAGCAGUGUUUGCAAAAAAUUUUCAUGUAAAAGCAGUAAUGAAGACGUCAGUAUUACUGUCUUGGGAGAUUCCAGAGAAUUACAAUUCUGCCAUGCCUUUCAAAAUCCUUUACGAUGAUGGGAAAAUGGUGGUUGAGGUGGAUGGUCGAGCCACUCAGAAACUUAUCACUAACUUGAAGCCAGAGACAUCAUAUUCCUUUGUUCUGACGAAUAGGGGGAACAGUGCUGGAGGUCUUCAGCAUAGGGUUACAGCAAAAACUGCACCAGAUGUACUGCGCACCAAGCCAGUCUUCAUUGGGAAGACCAACUUAGAUGGGAUGAUAACUGUGGAACUUCCUGAAGUACCUGCAAAUGAGAAUAUAAAAGGUUAUUAUAUAGUAAUUGUACCUUUGAAGAAGUCUCAUGGAAAGUUUAUCAAACCAUGGGAAAGUCCGGAUGAAAUGGAAUUAGAUGAGCUACUUAAGGAGAUAGUUAGGAAACGCAGAAGCAUUCGUUUUGGGAGAGAAGUUGAAUUAAAGCCAUACAUUGCAGCUCACUUUGAAGUUCUUCCUACUGAGUUCACCCUGGGGGAUAAAAAGCAGUAUGGUGGCUUUGAGAAUAAGCAACUCCAAAGCGGUCAAGAAUAUGUCUUCUUUGUUCUGGCUGUAAUGGAGCACUCUGAAUCUACGAUGUAUGCAACCAGCCCAUAUUCUGAUCCUGUUGUGUCAAUGGAUCUUGAUCCCCAGCCAAUUACAGAUGAAGAAGAAGGCUUGAUUUGGGUUGUAGGACCAGUUCUUGCAGUGGUGUUUAUCAUCUGCAUUGUUAUAGCUAUACUUCUUUAUAAAAGCAGUAAACCUGACAGGAAGAGGGCUGAAUCUGACUCUAGAAAAAGCAGCAUACCCAACAGCAAGGAAAUUCCUUCUCAUCAUCCCACAGAUCCAGUGGAGCUGCGACGCCUUAAUUUUCAAACUCCAGCUUUGAGCAGUAAUUCAGUCCCCUACGCUUCCCUGAUUGGCUCUGUGUCCUCCCUCUCUAGCCAAACUACCACUCAGUCCUUAUAUGAUAAUAACUCUCUCCCACGAUUCGCUCGAAAAGGUAUGGCUAACCAUCCUCCAAUACCUAUCUUGGAACUUGCAGAUCACAUUGAAAGAUUGAAAGCUAAUGACAAUUUGAAGUUCUCACAGGAAUAUGAGUCAAUUGACCCUGGCCAGCAGUUCACGUGGGAGCAUUCUAACUUGGAAGUAAACAAACCAAAGAAUAGAUAUGCAAAUGUAAUUGCAUAUGACCAUUCUCGUGUUCUGCUUUCAGCAAUAGAAGGCAUACCUGGAAGUGACUAUGUCAAUGCCAACUACAUAGAUGGGUACAGAAAGCAGAAUGCUUACAUAGCAACACAAGGGGCUCUCCCAGAAACCUUUGGAGAUUUCUGGAGAAUGAUGUGGGAGCAACGGGGUGCAACUGUAGUCAUGAUGACAAAACUGGAGGAAAGGUCCAGGGUGAAGUGUGAUCAGUACUGGCCAAGCAGAGGGACAGAGACAUAUGGGCUGAUCCAAGUGACCCUGCUAGACACUGUUGAAUUGGCAACAUACUGUGUUCGAACAUUUGCACUUUACAAGAAUGGUUCAAGUGAGAAAAGAGAAGUGCGGCAAUUCCAAUUCACUGCCUGGCCUGACCACGGAGUUCCAGAACAUCCUACGCCAUUCCUAGCUUUCCUACGACGAGUCAAAACUUGUAACCCUCCUGAUGCUGGACCUAUGGUGGUGCAUUGCAGUGCUGGAGUCGGCAGGACUGGCUGCUUCAUUGUAAUAGAUGCCAUGUUAGAGAGAAUAAAGCAUGAAAAGACUGUAGAUAUUUAUGGCCACGUAACUCUAAUGAGAGCCCAGAGGAAUUACAUGGUUCAAACAGAGGACCAAUACAUCUUUAUCCAUGAUGCACUGCUGGAAGCAGUGACAUGUGGAAAUACCGAAGUGCCAGCCAGAAAUCUGUAUGCAUAUAUUCAGAAGCUGACACAGAUAGAAACAGGAGAGAAUGUCACAGGAAUGGAACUGGAAUUUAAGCGUCUAGCUAGCUCUAAAGCUCAUACUUCAAGAUUCAUCAGUGCCAACCUUCCAUGUAAUAAAUUCAAAAAUCGCCUUGUUAAUAUUAUGCCAUAUGAAUCAACGAGGGUAUGUUUGCAGCCGAUCCGAGGAGUAGAAGGCUCUGAUUAUAUCAAUGCCAGUUUUAUUGAUGGAUACAGGCAACAAAAAGCUUACAUAGCUACACAGGGACCUCUGGCAGAGACAACUGAAGAUUUCUGGAGGAUGCUCUGGGAGCAUAACUCCACAAUCAUAGUCAUGCUUACUAAACUGCGAGAAAUGGGCAGAGAAAAAUGCCACCAGUACUGGCCAGCAGAGCGUUCAGCCAGAUAUCAGUACUUUGUGGUGGAUCCCAUGGCAGAGUACAACAUGCCACAGUAUAUCUUAAGGGAAUUCAAGGUCACAGAUGCCAGGGAUGGCCAGUCCCGAACAGUGAGGCAAUUCCAGUUCACUGACUGGCCAGAACAAGGAGUGCCAAAGUCUGGAGAAGGAUUUAUUGACUUCAUAGGCCAAGUUCAUAAAACAAAAGAGCAGUUUGGUCAGGAUGGACCGAUCUCUGUUCAUUGUAGUGCAGGUGUUGGGAGGACUGGAGUAUUCAUAACCCUGAGCAUCGUGUUGGAAAGAAUGAGAUAUGAAGGUGUUGUAGAUAUCUUCCAGACAGUCAAAAUGUUAAGAACACAACGGCCAGCCAUGGUACAGACAGAGGAUCAAUACCAGUUUGGCUAUCGAGCCGCACUGGAAUAUCUGGGCAGCUUUGAUCACUAUGCAACGUAAAACCCCCUGACCCAUCUUGGAUUUUUACUGCAGGCCCUUUAAGAUCCAGAGAGCCUCUUCUGAGCCAUACAGUGUGCUUGAGAAGUACUUCUUAACUCCUAGCUAAAGACCAAUUAGUGGGAAUAUUAAAAAAAAAAAACAACCACACACACACACACACACAAAACAACCCAAGAACUAUUCCAGGUGGACCAAGAAUUCACAGUUUAAUAACCUAACCAGAAAUAUAAUAAAAGAAUCCUGACUGGUGAGGCGUCUGAAGGAUCUCAUUUACAGAUACCUCAAGGAUUCAACUUUGGUUGAAAUUAAAGGGAAGAGGAAAUUAUUGCAAAGAACCAUCAUCUUGUUCAGGAUUGCAUGAUUGUUGCAAAGAUGAAUCUUGAGAGUACUGCAAUUCAGUGCAAGAUGUUUGUUAAAAGGCCAGUACCUGGCUUCUUAAAACAAAAUGGACUCUUUGCUUCAACAUCACCCCUUCCCACCAUAAUGCUUAUAAUAACACUUUAGGGGAAAUGGGGGAAUGUUUAAAAAGAAAGUCCUUGAUUUAGUUUUUUAGUAUUGUAAAGAUACUGCUGACCUGUGCUUCAUUUUUAACUGUGUAAACUUUUUCCUUUUUUUAACAAGAGUUUAUCAUUUGAUGAAGUGAAUUUAAAAAAAAAAGUUGCAUAACUGUUCAUUUUUUGUUUCAGAAUUGUAGAUUUUUUUAAGCUGUAGAACUGUUAUCUGUAAUAUCUUGCUGUAGAAAUGUUAAAUAAUUGAAAAUUUGCACAUUUUUGUGCAGUCCUAUAUUUAUCUACAGUACCACAUUCUUCUUAGAUAUUACAGUUUGGUUUAAUUUUGUUUUUAUUUUAAAAAGAAAUACUCUUAAUCAGUUAAUCAAAGUGGGGCUUUUUUGGUUUCUUUUGGAAUCAACAGGGAGGCGCAAAGUAUAAAGCUGCUACUAACACACACACACUGCUCUCUUUAUAAUUCUCUAUCCAUAUCUAUCUCUAGAUAUAUCUACAGAUAUACAGACAGAUAGAUAGAUACACACAUAAAUAUAUAUAGAUGCAUCAGUUCUUCCAUGACUUGGAUUUAUUGAAGUGGUGGGAAAGUUUUCCAGAAUACUACAUUCAACCCAUAUGGUACUUUUUGAACAUCUCUGCAUUUCCAAAGUCCAUAGCUUCUUGGUAAGAAGGGAAAUGAGGAAUGCACAUCAGUGAUAUUUGACCCUCACCCCAACUCAAAAAAAAAAAUUGUUUAUAUACACACAGUCACACAAAGACACACAUUAUGUGGUUGAGGCUUCCAGUGAAGUUCAAUAUUUGUAACACUAUAGUGCAAUAACAAACCAUAUUAUUAAGUAUAGGAGGUGUGCAUGUGGAAAAGGUCAGUGCAUAUCCCUUUAGGAGGGUAGAAUGUUGUAAUAUACUAGCUAUCAAGAUGUUUAAAAGUGUAUUCAGUCAUAUAUUGUCUAUAGUAUGUGCUAUGAAAUUUGCAUUUAGGAUGUGUAACAGAGCAAAGCCAAACUCAUGUUGCUCUGUUAAUAAAUUAGAAAUAUUUUGUGGCAUACAGCAUUAUUUAGAGAUGCUGGUUUUUAUUUUUAUUUCACAUUUAGAGUGCCUUAUAUUUGAUGCCUAUUUUGAUAGCAUAUCUUUAAGUUUUGUUAUGUCUGUACUUACAUUAGUUAAUUCAUAUCUUUGUUACUCUUUUCAAUUAAAGCAUUAUCUUUUUAGCACAUGUACAAAAACACUUUGAAUAAUACGCAUUCCUGGUUUUUAACCGAAUAUGGGAUGUUAAUAAAUGCAAGCCCAAAACACUUGGGUAGUCAGGGCUCUUUAUCCUUUCAUAAUUCCAACAACAGACAUGGCCACUACUUUAAGGUUCCUUCCAAAUUGGCUCUCAUAAACCAUAGUGUUGAUGAUUAUGGUAUUGCCAUUGCAGAGAUGUAGGACUACACUAGUAGUAAGUUGUAGUUGUUGUUAGCUGUACUCAUGCAUCAUUCUUUUGAUUUUGGGCCAAAUCCUGCUCAUUGUACACGUCAGUAGGCCCACUGAAGUCAAAUUAUUGGUCGCAAUGGGACCGUUAGUAUGGGUAAGGCAAGCAGGAUUUAGCCCUCAGAGUAUGCUUUAAAAUGACUUUAGAUUUCCAUUUGAGAGAAAAAAAUUCUUUAAACAAUGUUAAAUAUUUUCUGAGACUGUAUAUAAAGCCAUUUACAGUGGCCCAGGUCUCUGCCAUGCCUUGUUCCAUGUUAGCACACAAAAAUCAAAGGAACUCUUUCUUUCAGGUGUCAGAUAAGAACCAUACGUAUAGUUCAGCUAUGUUGCUGUAACAUACAGGAUUUAUUUUUUCUUCCAUAUUUCCCAUCACUAGUAGAAAGAAAUGUAUGAAAGACCAAACACUAGCAAGCAUUGUAUUUGAGCACUUUUGUAGAAAAAAAAAUAAAACAAAACAAAAAACAAAUAUAAAUAUAUAUAUAUAUAAUAAUAAUUAUAAAAGUAUUAUAGAAGGCUACCUCAAGAACGAAAUUCUAUAACUUAUAUCAGAACCAGAGAAGAAUGUGCACUAUGUUUCUUUUUUCUUCUUCUUCUUUUUGAUUUGUAUCUUUUGAAGAAUUAUUAAAGUGCCAGAUUACGUAGUGCAGUCAUGUUCUUUUAGCCAAAUGUAGUCAGAUAUACACACCAUUUUAGAAGCACAGACUAGGGAGGGCUGUUGCACACCAGAGCUGUUAACAGGUCAGAGAGUCUUCUCUCCAUGAAACUUUUGCAAAUUCUAAAGAAAAAGGGGGAAAAAAUCAGAAAUAAAUAGUGAGGGAAAGUAUUGUAGGACAAAUGAGACUGCAAAAAUUCCAGUAAUCUUGCAGUUCAGGAGUUGUUUCUAAAGAUAACUCUGUUAGCAUCAUUGAUGUGCAUUCCACUUUCUGUACACUAAUGUAUAGUCAUUCUAUAGUUAAUUUAAAGAAGCAUCUUUAUCUGCAUUUACCAUAAUCUUCCAAGCUUAGAAUUGGUUUCAUCAGCAUAACCAGUACGGUGCUAUUAUUUACCUAUGUAUGUGUAGUUAUGUAUAAUUUUGUAAUUAGUUACAAUGGGAAAAAAAAACUCAAAAUAUAUAAAAAUGAUUUGUACAGAACUUUAUUUUAGCUCUUUUUUUAAAAAUGAUUGCAUGGUUAGACAAUGGAGAGGCUGGCUGGGGGAAGGGAGGGCCCUCUAGGGAGAUCUGCACUUUCUAUACCUUUGUACUAUGCACUGCCCUAUUGAUUCUACACCCAAUAAUGUUAUUACUUGAACCCAUCUGUAAGGAACUGCUUAUGAAAAUCCACUUACGUGUAUGUAAAUAACACAGAACAUGUAAAAAUGGGGGUGGGGGGGGAGUUUGCAACAACAACAAAUGCAACAGCUUUUUUUUCCUUUUAUUCUUCCUUCCUUCCUUUUUUUUUCCAUUUUUCUUCUUUAUUUUUUUGUUGGUUGGUUGAUUGUUUUUUUUCGUUUGGGGUGCCCUGAUACUCCAGCAGAUAUCAGAAGGCUGCAAGUCCCGUCAUCCCCAUCUGUUACGUGGCUUUGCCAUUCAAGCUUGGAGUGUCUUUACAAAGAUAAUAAAAGUUGUGUUCUUUGCUCUCGUUUUGGAUGCAUAGACUGAAAAAUUAAAAAAAAAUUACCUUGUAAAAUGGCUUGUUAAAAAAAUACAAUUACCUCUAAUUAGUAGUACGCGUAAAUGUUUUACAGAAUGAAAGGCGUGCUUUUUAUUUUCUUACUUCGUUACAUUGGUGGCGAAAGAAAGUCUGUAUGAAAAUCAGUUCUUUGCUGACACAAGUUCCAUUUGUUACAAAUGAAUUCUAAUAAAAAUGUCAGUGUUAUGCA